Messenger RNA from Xyrichtys novacula (pearly razorfish), 16363 nucleotides. NCBI's taxonomy places the organism in Eukaryota, Metazoa, Chordata, Actinopteri, Labriformes, Labridae. The record is from the annotation of a GenBank genome assembly.
GUUCGGGGAAUUGACUGAGGCCUUUUAAAAGAACAAAACAAUAUAUCUGUGACCUUUUUUUAAAGAUUUAAAGCCUCGUAGGAAAAAAAAAAAGGCUGGGGAAGGAGUGUGUCAUAGAAAGUGCAGACGUCAGAGAGCAAUAGAGGAUGGGAUGGGUUAGUUUGGAGUUUUUGAAGUAGGUUUUGUUAGAAAUACAUAGAAAAGAAGACCAAACUUAUCAUAAAAGGUGUUCAGUACAAUGUGCAUGGAGAUCUGUAUCUAGUGUCUGAUUCAUAAAGAAAGUUUGAAAAUUCAGUUUUAACCAGAAAAUCUAGACAUUCUUUGAAAUAUGUUAUUUUGCCCUGCAGAUGUGAUUGUCCUACCAGGAUCCCUCUAUGAGGACAUUGGCGUCCACUAUGUGAAUGAGCAUUAGGGGAAGCCUCUGGUUUAACACCUUCAGAGCUGCGCAUGUUAGAUUCAUAUAGACAGAGCGGCCCUUGGGGGGUUUCUAUGCAUUACUGACAGCAUUGCUUCACAUGUUCUCAUGCAGGCUGCACACACACUCACAUAUCGCAUGCAAACCAUAGGAAUAGUUCAGGAAAGCCAGCUGCCUUACAUUGAAUUUUUCAGAAGGCGAUUAUUUCUAGAGCUUGAGAGGAUAAUUUUAUACAAACUGCUUGUGUAAUGUUGAAACAGUCGUCAACACAUAUUAAAAAUAGCUUCUUUUAAGGAUACUUCAACAUCAGGUCAGCCAGAGGGGUAACUGGCCAGUAGCUUUCAACCGACACAAGUAAUGAGCCUGUGAGCCUCAGGCUGUCAUCGCUAAACAUUUUAUAUAUUUAAUGACUUAUUUUCUUGCUGUUUGGUUGGAUGAAAACUUUGUGUGGCUCUGUGGUAAACUGUUGAAGAAGAAACGCCAUUUCUUUGAAACGUACCACGUCUUUAUUUCUCUUAAGAUAUAAGGCCAAGCUCUUACUUUUAUCAGAGAAGUGUUCUCAUAACAGGUUAUAUCACUGGGCUAUAAACCAGAAGGACACCUGAGCACUGAGGUCAGGUGUUGGUCUGAGACUGGGGCCCUGCGAUCUGUUGCUACCUGUUCAUGCUGGUUUAAAAAGUCUGAGUGACCUUGUUUUUUAAAAUGAGAGAACCAAAGUCGAGCUGCAAACCGGAAGUAUUAGGAAAAACACAGGGUCCAAUCCCUGAGGGAUGGCUGUGUAAUUAUUUAGGAAGGGGACAAUUCAGGGAGGAGCGCUUGUCCCGCUUUGUAGCAGAUCAAAUUUUGAAAAAGCAAUUAAAAGAGCUUGCUCUGCAGAGCGUGCUCAUAAAAAAAAGCAUUUUCCACUUUAUCCAAUUAAAUCCAAACCUGUUUGGUUUGGACUUUCCACCUGCAUAAACGGCAGAGUAGUCGUCAGCAUCCCAGUCCCCUCAUUGAAUUUUUUUUUCUAUCUAAUCUGGUCUAAUUGUCUUGCUCUAAUGGAGGGAACAAAGGCACUGCGUUUUAAGCCCGCAGUCUCUUCCGGUGUGGCGUCACAGCCGAGGAUUUCUCAGUAGAAAGAUUGAUUUGAAAAUGAGGUGACAUGAGUUGACCACAAGCAGGACUCACUUUCUCAUCUGGCGGUAUUUGCUAUUUGUGGCAGCCAACAUGUGUUUGUCAUGAUGGGACUUGACAUCUCCUCCAAGGGGGCAAAAGGAGCGACUAAGUGGACAGAGUAGAAAUUAUGUGAGAGCCGCUGAGAAUGACACUCUGACCCUCUACAGAUAAAAUGUUCAAUUUGAGAGAUUGGCGAUAUUUUGAAGAAGAAUCCACCAUUACUGCUUUACUCAAUCAAAUCUCUUCCCUUGCUCUCAAAUUUUGAGUGUUUUGAGUGUAAAUAAAAAGUCACCUUGACCUCUGCAUGGAUUGCACGUCCAGAGUUUUUUCUCAGGGUGCUUGUCUUUGGGGAGUGGAUUUACUGUUACAGAUUAAUGGACGGAGUUUCACUGCGUUCUGAGCAACAACAGCUCCAGGAAUAAGUGGAGUUUACUUAAGUGGAAAACUGUCACUCAUCAUUCAUCCUUUACCAGUAAUUCCACAGAUAUUCGCUCCAUACAUGAAUGAUUUAUCAGUUGUACAAAAACUUACUGAUGUCUGAAACAAACAACAGAGAUUCCACUUCUAUCAUCAAACAGUUUAAUAAUAUGCUAAUGGCUGGUGUAAUGAUGGAUUUAGCCCUCACCAUGGAAGCCUGGAUUGUUUGUGUGUCCCCUAGGAGUGAGGUGGCAAAAGUGGUGAUGUAUAUAAAAGUACAGCAGCAAUGAAUCACAGAGAGAUGGUGCAACCUCUUCCUGUUUGAGGUUGGCUGUAGAUGCAUGUUUACUGAGCUAAACUGAAGCGUUGGAGUCAUCAGUGUGGUCCUGAAUAAGUGUUGUAUCAGUAGCAAUUUGUCCUUAUUUUCAGUAUUUUUAUGCUCUUUAUUAUUGGUCAUUUUGCACUGUAGUUUAAAAAGUGGUUUUGAAGGGAAAUCUGUAGUUUAAAAAGAAAUAUUCCAACAUUGAAAAGCACAUUGAAAUCAAACUCUGAAAACGAGAUCUGACUGAGAGCAAAGACAAAAGCAUAAACGAAGCCUUUUUCUUCAAACUAUUUCCCUCUUAGACUCCAAGAACUUCCGCAAUUAUUUCCAACUUCUCCCUGGUCUAAGUGAAAAUGCCAGCAGGUGUGGCACCUAUAUGGCUAUUCUGAAAGCGCAGUGGUAGACGCUCGUGCACGCGCGCGCACACUCACAUAUGACUCAUCCCAUCUAAACUCAAGCACUUUGUCAGAGGCGUCCAUUCACGUUACACCCAUGCAAGAACGCGCAGACUCAAUCCCGGCUUGGAGCGCGACACUUAUUGUGAGGUUGGCUAUAUAAGCCCAUUCAGCAUCUACUCUUAAAGUAACUAUAUACUAGUUUGCUCAAAGAAGUGAAGGAGGGCGGCAUCUCGCCAACUGAUACCUGGCAACCUACACGGCUGUGCUGGACAUCCUGUAGAGACUGAAGGUAAUAAAAGCUUCUUUUAUUUCAUCCUUUUUACUUCUUCCUCUUUUCUUUGGCGCAAUUUAAUGCAAAUAAAUCUGUUUUGAUAACUUUACUCGAAGAUGGGUGGAAGUUGAUUUUCUGUGUUUAAAACUUAUCUAACAGAACUGGCAACAAGCAUAGAUAGCAGAGAAAAUAUUCAAGCCUUCAGUGUUUAUCUAUCACUGAACCGAAAACUGUAUCUAUCUUUUACGCAUGACAUACACCACAUGGAAUGUCUGUAUUUCGUGCGUAAAUUCCUCUUUACGCAGCAGGUUUUGCAAUUGAACAGAGAUUAUAAAAACUGUAGAGUGAAAAUGAUUCAUGUUUUUUUUCCCGUCAGAUUCCUGCCGAUAUCCUGACAUGAAGCUCAAUUUACUUGGAACCACCGUGAUUCUGCUAGUUGCCUUCUUACCCCGCUUCGAAUGUCGGGCAAUUGAGAGCCCUGGCGGUGCCCUGCGCGUCCCAGCUCCCCAAACCCAAAACUCCCAGCAGCAGCAGCAGCAGCAGUCUGGUCCCAUUCUGGAGCGUCUAGGAGAGGAGUAUUUCAUCCGACUGGGUAACGGGGACUCUAACUCUUUCCCGUCCUCGUCAAUGUAUCCCGGUGCAUCACCUUCCCUCUACAACAGAGCGCUGCAACUCCAGCAGCUGACGCGGCGUCUUUUACAAGGGAAAGUUGGGAACAUCAGGGCGCUCAUAAGCGGCUUCGGAGACCACGGGGACGAGUCAAUGGAGAGAGGAAGGAGGUCCGAGGACCCGCCGAUAUCCCUGGAUCUGACCUUCCACCUGCUCCGGGAGAUGAUGGAGAUGUCCAAGGCGGAACAGCUGGCCCAGCAGGCGCAAAAUAACAGACGAAUGAUGGAGCUCUUCGGAAAAUGAGUUUCCUCACCGCCAAAGAUUUCACUUUACUUUUUUUUUCUUCUCCUUUUUUAUUUCUUUUUUUCAUUUGUACCAUCGGCACAAACGCGCUCUGUACAAUAUAGUGCUGCUUUAUCACUCAAUUAUUUAUCGAUUGAACCUCAAACGAUGGAGCGUAAACGGGCUUUACUUAAAAUGAUCCGAUUGUACCUUGGCAUUUUAAUGUUGGUGUCAGUCUGUGGUACGCACCGUUCCUCAAAUUCGAGAUACCUUUGGAUGAGACAUGAAGCAUUGCAAUGACAAAACUGGCAUUUUGUUUUAGAUUAUGAAUCACUGUAUUUAUGAUAUUUAUGUUUGUUAAUAAACUUAAGUGCAACCAGUCAUUUUCUGUUGUGCAAGAGAACGUCUUAUAUCUAUAUUUUUAAUAAAAACUUAAAGCAACACUGACACUUCUCUGUGGAUAUCCUUACAUGAAUUAAUAACUUCUAUGAAACUAACUAUUCCAAUCUUCUCUAAUUGCUAACACAAUAAACGCACACUUACUGUUUCACCACAGAUUUGUAAUCUUAAAUCAGAGAAAAAUAAAGAGGGUUUUUCUUGUACAAGGUAAGAAUGCAAACACUUAAAAGAGCACAAAUGGCCACUGCAUCUUGAGUCUUGCCUACACAAAUAUUGAUUGAUAGAGAAAAGUUUUUCUUACUGAAUAUAAAAAUCUUUAUGGUGUAACCAUGGCAUUGCUUUAGUGCCAAGUCGUGGGUUUACACCGUGCCUCCCCCCUAAAACACACAGCAGAAGGAGCUGUAACAACAAAAAAGAUGUUUCUGUUGUAAGAGCGCCUGCAGUUGCGCAGGUGGAGAACAUCCAAACUGCAUCCAUCCUCUCUGCUAAACCCUUAAUCCUCAAGAAGUGAUUCCUUUGUAGCAGCAAGACACAAACAACACUCCACUGAAAGAUGCACCACUGAUUGCUAAUGAGUGUGAAAGAUGUGUGUGUUUGUGUGUGUGUUUGCUGAUCCUUGACCCUCGGUGUCAGAGUAAAACUACACAAGAGCUGUGGCUGUGAGUCAUCCUGUUCUGUUUGGCCCACUUAGCAACUUGGGGCUUAGUGCUGCUUUGAGCCCAUUUGUAAAAGAUCUCGCUCUCCCGUGCAAUAAUUAGAUGGUACUCAGAGACGGACUUCCUCAAUAAUAGGGACACAGUGAGGUGAAGAGAGCCAGUGUUUGACCGACAGUAAGAGGCAUGUUCAGAUCUGGGGGGAGAAUUAUCUCAUAUCUGACAGAAAAAGCUUUAAAAUGACAUAUAUGGAUUUACUUUAUAGAAAUAAAUGAAAAAGAGUGUGAGGAGGAGAUAAAGGGAAGGGGUAGAAAGCAUGUCUUAAUCCUCUACACAUGUGUGCACGGACACACAAAUAGGAGAAAUGUCACACAAAAUCUAUACCAGCAAGGAUGUGUCCAGACUCCCUCUACAGGGGUCGGCCAUAGACGGGAACUGAUUCAUGCAAAGGUGACAUAAAGUAUGAUGCACCCACAGACACGUGCAUAUUAAUUGCAUUAAUUUAUCCUUUUUUUUCAUCUCCACUAAUCAUCAACUUUAACUACUAAUAAUCAGACAUCACACAGAUUUAUACCAGUAUUUCAAUUCGUUUAGCUUGAUGAGGUAACACAACAAACUUGCAAAUCUAGACUUGAGAAAUUCGAUGGACUGGUGUCUCUCCCGCACCUCAGUCUUGUUAAAGCUCCCGUGAAACUUUGUCAUCAUUUCUGAAUGUCUGAAAUACAUAAUGAUGCAUUUUAUAAUGUAUUAAAGUAAACAACACAAUUUGCAGCAAGACUGAUCGUUUUUGUAUCUUCAUUUUUGAUGCCUCAAACUAAUGCGGGUCGGUAGAUGCCAGCAGAGCAAAAACAGAAACAGCUCUGUUUUAUCAAUUAACACACAGCAUAUAUUAACACCAAUUAAUUCUAUAUUUGGCUGUUAAAAGUCAGCAUCAAAAAUCACCAUUUAGAGGACAACAGAGGACAAGAUUGUUUUGUUCACAGGGGGUGUGAAAAGUGACAAAAACUAAAGUUCCUCACAGGAGUUUCCAAUAAAUGCUCAAGGGUUUUUCUACGGUUCAAAGAUCUAACAAAAAUGUGUUAUGAUUCAAUGGAAAGCACCAGCAGCCUGUCACGACAAAGCCGGAGUGGAACAAGGCAAAUGGCCAAUACUAUUUCAAGAUUUUAGGGUUGAAUCUAACACAGCCAAUCAGAUAUAAAAAGUGGACCCAUGCCAUCCCUGACCACCUUUCAGACAAGCACCUGCAGCUCAUGACCCCACUGUGUUUUUCAGUUUCAGCUAUUUAAAAAAAAAUCAUGUCAGUACUUGUGCAAAUCUGUUUUAAUGACCCAUAUUACAAAACAUACCAUAGUAGGGGAAAAACGUGAUCUUUUGUCCAUUAUAGGAAAAUACACCUGCAUUACACAACAAAGAAAAUGGCACAUAAUGAAAACUGAUGAAUACAUGAAUAUAUAAAAUGUCACUGUGAUAGUUUAGUACUCGGCUGCCCUCCUCAUAAUGUUAUAUUGGUCAUAAAAAAGUAUACGACAGGCAGGAAAACCUUGUAAUGAUGUUAAUGAUGUAGUUUAAGCAGUGAUUUGUGAAAGGUCAGUUCGAUAAAAAAUGUAUGAACAUAUGUGAAAAUAUGCUUUGGACAUUCUGCUAACAUUAAAUGUGACAAACAAAAAUGGAAAACAAAAUUUGUAACCUGCCCAAAAAAAAAAAGAGAGAGAGACUCUUUGGUAGGCGGUGACGCAAACUAACACAAUCUCAAUAAAAGCGGCAGAAGAGAAGUGAAAUUUCUGCCUCUUUCUUUAGAUAUACCUCAGCAACUCAAACUUUCCCUUCGGCACAGAUCUAAAUCUGUCUCAGUGCUUCCCCGAUCUGGGAGCAGACGUGUCACAACUGACCUGAAAUCAACAUCUAGUCGGCGCGAAACUUAUCCUGCUCAAGUUAAGGUUCAGUCUGGGCGGGUGGAUGACAGCUAGGUCGAGGCUGUGCUCUUGGCUGUGCUGGGGGAGGAGUUGGUCUGCUGGGGGGCAGAAGGUUGGACAGAGGUGGAUGCAACAGCACUGCCUCCUGCAACAGUAUGCGCUCCCUCUGCUUCCUCUGUGCCUGCUUCACCAUCCUCAUCCUCUUCAUCCUCGUCGUCAUCAUCUGUAGAAAAACAGAAACGGAAAUGACAGUUAGGAUCCCGAUGAGACGGAAGUAGAACAAAUGUUCCCAUCACCGACAGCGUUCUGUCACCAUGGAUGAAGUUGAUGCUGCACAAGGCCUUUCUCUCCUUCUUGAAGUUGGUGUUGUAAUGAUCCAUAUUCUCAUAACCACGCUCAACUUUGUCCAAGUGUGAAAUACUUGAGGCGUCUGCAAUCCUGGGAACGGAAGAGAAGCUCUUAUAUUGAUCGGAAAAAACAACAAUGUUAGGCAAUGUAACACAUGAUAAACACGCCAUCAGUCUGUGACACCGAGCACAUUACACACCUGAAGACAUUCAUUCAGUUUUAUAAAGUUAUUUCUGACAGCUUCCACAGAGUAGAUGUGAUUUUUGUUUUAGUUCACUUCAUGGUUGCAGGUCCAAAUGUGCACAAUCAUACGCAAGAGUAGACACAGCAAGAGGACAGUUUUUGAAAUAAACUGUAUUUCUACUUAAAUUCAUCAGUUUAGGUCGUUAAGUGAUACGUCACAAUGUGUACUCACUUUUUGAGGAGAGGCUUUGUGUUCUGAAAAAGACAAAAAAAAACAAUCAUGUUUGUUGUAAUCGCUAUAAUUUCAAUAACUUUAACAGGUUCAAUAAUUUUGGGCCAAUCAAACCAUUAGCUGAUACUGUUAUUCAUUAAUCAAUUACUUUUUUUUUUUUUGAGUAUGCUACAGAGCAGGAUUUGCAGAUAUCAAGGUAACUUAAGGCAGCUCCUGGUACUUUAUUUCUUGUCUCAUCAGUCUAUCACUAUGGUAACUUAGGAUGAACUCCUAACCUGCUCUGGGAAAAGUGACUGAGCACACAGUUUUGGGUUUCUGUGAGGGAAAAGGGUAUGGGACAAUUUACCUUCAUGUUUAAUUUUACACAAAAAAAAUAAUAAUAAUGAGCGUUAUUAAUCACGUAAUGAUACAGACUGAGAAGAUGGUAUUCAUGUUUAUUAUCCUCAUUCUGCUCCCUUUGACGCAGUCCAGACUGCAGCUGUAACAUUACAUCUAAAACAGUUGCAUAUGCCACUAGAGUAAAUAAGAACAGCAGUUUCAUGGAGUCAACAAAGUUUGUUGUCCAGUUUUUAGCGAACUAAUGAUGGGAAAAUUUGAAGUCUUAAUUUGUGCAUUCACUCAGCGUCUUUUCUUUUCUCACAGUUCUUUCUCAACUAUCUGUUUAACUUCUCCAUGUUUCUCUAAUGUCAUACAAUGCUCUACGUUUGAAAACUAUGAUGAUCUCCUACAGAUUGAUGUUGAAUUUGUUUCAGAUUUUCUUGACCCUGUUUCAUGUUGAUUCUGACCUCCAGAAACAUGGCCAUUUCCGGCUCCUCCAUAGUCUGGAUCCCCUUCUCCACGAUCUUGCAGCUUUCCUCCAGGUGGUCUCCAUACUUCCUGGUCAGGCCCCUGAUAUAGUUCAACUUCUCUUCCUGUUCGGCUGUCACCUUCUGAUUCAUCUCCUUCUUCUUCUCUUCCAGGAUGGAGUACAGCUGGUCGAACUUCUCACACACCAGGUUCUUCUGCCUCCUGCCAUUUUCCUGUACAUGCAUGAGUGAUAAGCAGAAGGAAACACAUUAGAAAUUCUGAGAGUCCGGCUGUAUUAAUCUUUCAUUACGGCCCUUUGGGUGAAAAAUGUAUGUAGACGUAACUCUUGGGUAUCAGGGAGUUUAGAAUAUUCAAAAGCACAUAUCAUAUCAUAGAAAAUGAGAGGAAAGUUGUUCUUUUCUGUCUAAGAUUGUGUUAAUACUGCAAAUGUUCUUGUUAGUUUGUCCUCCGCUCUUCCGGUAGCACCAUAUGUGCAGGGAGGACACAAAAACCCGUUCUGCUUCUCUGUCCUGAAUGACGCCACUGAGGGGGAAACCAUCAGACCUGGAGCUGCUCCAGCUUCCUCUUUACAGUUUGAAUGUGACAUGAGAACCACAGGAAAGCUGUCUGCCCCCUCGCCAUCAGUUACUCUUCUAGUUUUUAAUGUUUCCAGGCAGGAGGCAGCAUGGAGAAACCUGCUAAGACCAUGAAGAAGAUCAUGCUCCUACAAUGUUGACAAGAGAGAGAAAAACAGCCUGAGGCAAAAAAGCAUUCAUUUUCCUUUUUCCUCCUCAGUGUCUGGAUCUCACAGACAGAUCAAAACAGAGAGAGUGGCAGCAACAAGGACACUGUGCAUUUGUAUGUUCAUCUUUUCAGGUGAGUACAGGUAAAUUUGUGUGAGUAAACAGCCAGAUGAUGUAGUAGCAGUGGGACACUGACCUCUAUGGUACGGCAGGCUUCUUCCAGCUGACUGAUAAUGCCCUGAAUCCUGUCGUUGUUGCCGACCAUCAUUGCGAUCCCGUCACUCAGCUCGGACUGUGUACAAGGACGUGUCAGAGUUAAUAUCUGAGACUAACUGUGAUUCAGGUCUGAGGAAAUAAAAAGUGAUUAUACAUGAAUCUGAGGGGAGAAUAUCCAUAUUUACAACAGAUUCCACUUUUCACUCUUUGACUUAGAUAUGUUUUAACUCAUAAUAUGUACUUUGUAGCAUUGCUUGAUAUUUACCACUGGUGUCGUUUUUUAAGACAAACUCUAAAUCCAACUGUAACAUCAAUACCUACAAUCAAAACACGUUGAAAAAAGCAACAUUUCAACAGUGUCCUGGCAAUAGAAUCAACAAUAGAAAUCGUAUUCAAGUCAGAGUUUACCAGGAACAUGGCUAGAUGAUGCAUCAUGAUUCUUUUGAUGAAAGGAGAUUUUUUUUGUGUUUGCAAUUAACUGACAGGACAGGUGUAGGUUGACAGGUAAUGUCAGGAAGAUCGACCAGGGAUGAUAUGAGCAAAGGCGUGAAAGAGAGGUGUUAAACCAAGGGAUGUUACACCCAGUAUUCACCCUUUACACAUAAGGAAAAGCUGCUUUAACUUACACAUUUCUUAUUACAAAAAUCUGUCAUUACAGAGUUUACAUGAAUGACAUUGAGUGAUCUCAUUUCAUAAAAACUAGGCUGACAGACAAAGACCAAAAACAUUAGGAUAACUGUGUGAAGUUUAACUUCAUAACAAAAACACAGCUUUAUAUUUGGAGCUUGAAUUCAAGUGUACUCAACUUUUACUUUAUUCUGUAAUAAUCUGCUGGUGGAAAAAAUAUGUUUAUUUCACUCAGAUAUAGUCAGUCCUAUACAACACGAUGGUGUGAUCAGGUCAGAAUGCAAGAAAAAUAAGUUCACCCAUUUUGGAUGUUGAUACACAGUCAUAAAUAAAAAAAAUGAUGUUAAGACUUCACACAUUUUGCGUGUCAAACAAAAAUGGAUCUAUCUGUCUCUCUAGCUAUCUAUUAUAAGUAUUGAUGACAACCAUGAGCAUUUGAGGCCUCACCUUCUUUGUCUGGAAGAUACUCGUGAUGGGUGCCACUUCACAGUCUUUGUGAGCCCCAAAAACCUUACACAUGGAACAUGUGGGCACGCCAUGGGUCACACAGUAAAUGUUGAUCUUCUCUUCCUCGUGAACAUCACACAUUGGUGUCUCUUCCUUCUUCUCGGGGGUGGGUUUGUUGCUGUUGAGGUGUUGUAAAAGAGAGCAGUAGAUUAUCCUGUCAUGACCGUACAUUUGAGUGCAUAUUGAUGUGACGUAUAAUGUCAGUUUGAUAAUGUCAGAGGUACACAUUUCACUUGUUUAUUGAUCACCUAUCAGUCCUGCCUGGACACACACAGGGACUGUCAGCACUUAAAUCAAUACCUUUAUACAUAAGAGUACACAGGUUCGCCAGCAGGUGCAUAUCUGUUUGUUUGACAUGUAUUUUUUGUAAUUACUCCCUUGUCCUUAUUCUUCUUUUUCCCUUAAAUUGUCAUCCACAAUAACUCCACAGUGCCCUGACUCACUGUAAAGUUGAAGCUGAGUGAAUGAAUACUGUUGAUCUAAUGUCAAACAAGCCUCUAGGGUGUAAUAGUCAACACCUCAAAAAAGACCCUUCAUUUAUAUAGAAGUGACUAAAACCAUAAACCCUCUCUGACUCAGAUGCAACAAGCAGUAAGGCCCCGACUGCAGUUCUUCCUGCUGCCUAUCUCCAAACAGACAGUGCAUCUGUCCAUCUGACUGGCCUCACCUGGUGGACUCCUGUUUGAACAUGUCAAUAAUAUUCUCCACCAGCAGGUUCCUCUGCAGCCCAUAGACGCCAUGUCUGUCCAGAACUACCUCAUGCCUACAGGAUGGGCAUCGGAAGCGGCCACCUGACGUCAAUGAGCCCCCCCUCGUUGGAAGAUAUGGAUUUGAGGCCUGUAAUCAAUAACAUUUAAAAAUUUGGAUUAAAUGGGAAAGAACAGGAAUUCCUAACAGCUGAACUUAUUGUGUCCAUUAAACUUGAUAGUUUGGCUUGACAGUCACUAAAUGUUAUUCCAAUUAAGAUCCAUUAUCCCCAGUGCAACCUUGUUAGCAGCGGGGUGGUCUGCUAUAACUCCCAAAUUGGGUCCUCAAAAACAAAACAAAACUUUUACUCUGAUGUAAAUAAUUUGUUAUAUUAACAAUGUUUGUAAAAACAGUCUUAAAAUGUAAUCAUAAGUUGAAAUAAAUAGCUUAUCUGUCUAUAGUUCUUAGUGUUAAAUGAGGGAACCUCAUGGAAGUAAUGCUAUACGUUCCUCAGCUUUCAGUGCAUGUAGGACAAGAUCAUAAAAACAUUCCCAGACAGAAAGCUUUUCAGGAGUUAUCAGUGUGUACAUGACAGCACUGUGUCCUUAAGUUGAUAAAAACUUGGCUCCUCACCAGUGGAAAAACAACCCACCGUCAUUUGUUCAGUUUCUUACCUGAAAAACAUCAUUGGCACAUUUCCUACAGAGGUUGUGCUGGCAGGGUAGAAUCACCACAGGCUUUGUAAACAUUUCCAGGCAUAUCGGACAAAUCAGCUGUUUCUCCAAGUUUUCCAUGCUGUUCAUUUUGAAGAAACCGACACACAAACUUGGUUAAAACACAAGCACUACACGAGAUUAAGGCCCCAAAGCUGGUAAACAGUCUGUUUCUAAAAGCAAUCUACAAUGUGAUCAAGUCAGGCUGAAGGGUAGGCCUGCUUGUCCUAGCGGGUGUGGGCUCCUAUCUUGCUGGUGUCAGUUCUGUUUUUAGCAGCUACUGCAGUCACGUCAAAGGUUGCCAUUUUUACCGUGCCCAUAUUUGAAACUGAGCAGGGCAGUACUGAACAGCUGCCCAUACAUCUUCCUCUACUCUGCUUGCAGAGAUGGCUUGGUGUCUUUGCAGUCUGCUCUUUAUUUUUUUUUUCUUUUCAAAGAAGUGUAGGCUUUGCAUGGCACUAAUGUUCAUUUACAGCAUACAUGUUAAGAUUUUAAGGAGUGAUUUUGAACAGCAACAGGCCUUGAUUGAGAUAGAAGCCCUAAUGAGACAAUUACAUUUUAUUUGCUGUUUUCCUGUGACAACAAGUUAGUUUUAGCUAAACAAUGACAGAUAACUUUAUCUGUCAAAAACUUUUACAAUAACUUUAUCUUAAAUGAAGCAAUGGUACAUGAAAAAAAGCUUAUUUAUUCUUGAGAUUAGUGGGAAAAUUAAUUUUAAGAAUUUGAAAUUCACAUUCAAAAUUUUAAAUUUUCUAUAAAGAUGUAGAAAACGAGCUUUGAUAUCUGAAAUGGGCUUGGCGUUUUGGGAGAACUCCAAAAUGAUGCAUCUCCAUUGAGGACAGUUUUUCUGCACAUCCUUGCUUUGUGUUGUUGUUAAAGUUAGAAAGUUAUAAAAGUUAGAAAAGAAUAAAAAUAAGUGGGUAUAUUUAUAAUUAAAAGAAUAGAAAAUCUGUGAACGUUUAUGACUGAGAAAUUCACAUACAAUAAAAUAAAUACAUGGUCAAAGGCAGUGUUGGGAAGUAACGCGUGAUUAGUAACGUAACGCCGUUACUUUAUUCAGCGCCAGAAGGGUAAGAUAAGUUUAUCCUCAUGCAGAUACUCACAUUAUUUUCAACUAGGGGGCAAAUGGAAAAACAACCUUUUGGUAACAUGUAAACUGUGUCUAUGGUAAAAAAAAAUCCUUCUUAUGGCGAACAACAGCAACCGCAAUCUACUGAAGCGCCUAGAGAUGCGGCAUGCUUCGACAAAGUUAGCAGCGAAGGUAACGCAGCAUCCAAGACCGAGAUUCACAGCAGCGACCACACACCCACGCCACCAAAGCAGCAGCGGUUGGUUUGAGUAACUGAGUUGCUUUUUUACAAAGUCACUAGUCAUUAUUUUUCAGGAACUAGCACAACGCUGGUCCAAGGUUAGGACUGACAUCGAACCUUAAGCUAACUUCGCUUAACGCUAGCUAGCAUUGUCCGAGAAGCAACCCGACGUAGUAUCAAGCCGAACUUUCAGGCAGUAACUUUAAACAUCAAAUGGACGAUUCAGAUGGGACCAAAAUAUAUUUCACACCACCAGCAAGCAAAAUAACUACAAGAAUAAUGCUAACGUAAUGCGUAUAAUGCUAAAAAAACGAGAAUGUAUCAUUAGUAACCUAUUAUUAUAAACUUGCUAAUGUUUACAGCAAGACCGGGGCUAGGUACAGCGAACUAGCUUACAUCUCUUACGAUUUCUGACCAAACCUUUAUAUGUUUAAGUCCUUAAUCCUAAAACUAUGUCAUACUAAGUGUUAAACACGUGUAAACAACAACCAGAGUGUUCAAAAGUACCUGUAUGUUGUUGAUGAAGUCCUGAAGAGGAAGACUAAAAAAAUGUCAGAAACGAAAAAAGGUAGCUUUGGAGAAUGCGGGCAUCGAUCCCGCUACCUCUCGCAUGCUAAGCGAGCGCUCUACCAUUUGAGCUAAUUCCCCUCGGUGUCACAAUGAUCAACGCUGAACAAUUUGAAUUUAGUUUGAAUUUAGCUUCGUCACUAUUUUUAUUCAAUUGACCUUUUGCUACAUGAACAGUGCCAUGCGGGCUGAGCUGAUAAGCGUUCUUUGUGUUAGCGAUAGCAUAUUUAAUCAAGCUAGCAUGUGGGCCAACUAGCGUCCCUGGACCUUCUUUGCAUCGGUAAAAUACUGUUUAACCUUCUAAAAACCCAGCCUUUUGUAAGAUUUUCUGCCUCAGCUGGUCUUUAGAAAGUUUUAAUGGCAGGUUACAUCAGCCUUUUGUUCAGUUAUGUAAGUUUGAGAUUCCGUCUUUGUUCAGCACGGCCGGAAUGUCCAACCCCUUCAAGCGAAGCGAACUAACAUCGUUCGAAACUGAUUGAUCCUAUUUUACGGUGAAUAUAGAAGCUAACAGUUUAUUUGUUAAAUUAAAACUGGCGCUUUCUGUAGUGUGAGCUCAUCGCCCUUCGAUAGCUCAGUUGGUAGAGCGGAGGACUGUAGAGGACAUACGGAUAUCCUUAGGUCGCUGGUUCGAAUCCGGCUCGAAGGAGUGACUUUUUAGUAAUAAUGCAUUGCAGCACCGGUUCAGAUGCCGAUGACAGAAAUUUGCUCAGGUAUAAAUGUGCAUGGACACCAUGUGCAAUGUGAAUUUAAGAGGUAGCAACAGUCACAAUAUAGACCUGUUUUGUGUGUAUAAAGCUCAGGUGUGGCUGACUACCAUGUGAUGCCAAAUUCUGCAAGGUAAAGACUUGUAAUUAUUCAGAAAGAAGUUUAAAUGUGGAAAUAUUUUUGGAAAAAGACACCGUUUACUUUCCAAGACUGCAAGCCUCAACCCCAAUCUAGGUGCUGUUGACUGGGGGACACAUCUGUAAGCAUCUUGAGUGCUCAGUUUUUGCGCUGCAUUUUAAAUUGCAAAAAGGUCACAUGUGCAUGCACUCCUCUCUCAAGGGAGUUUAAAGGUGAUGUUUAGCAUUAACUUUGGAUGCAGCCAGUGAUAGAGCAAAUAAUUAUCAUUUAUUUUAGUCUAAAAAUGUGCCGCAAACACUUUAAAAUGCGUGACUCAGAAACAAUAACUAGCAGUUGUGUGGAGGGCUGCUGCAACGACCACACUCUAAUGAGGUGUUUUUGUUUAAAUGACUAACAUUUCUGUUUUGUUUUUUAAAUUUGAACCAAGAAGUGAAGCAUCUGGUCUCUUUUACUGGAGUGCUUGACUUUAUCGACUAUUCAGAUUAAUCCAUAUUAAAACAUGCAGGAAAGAAGGUCUUCAGUUCUGACAUGACUCAUCAGAGGAUGCCUAAUCUAAGUUUUCAUCUUGGUUUUUAUGUCUGACUCAUACAACACAACAUCUGCAUUCCUUUCACUUGGUAACACACCAUACAAAGACUAUAUUUAUGGUCAGAGUCAAUGAGUCAUAUUUAAAUGUUUGUAGAUGUUAUUCUUGAAGAUGAAUGACUGUCAUUCUUCAGCUCCACCCUCUCUAACCUGUUUCUUGUUGUCUCUUUUGCUACAGAUGGAAACCAAAACAAAACAUUCAGUGACUACGCACCAAGUUAAAACCUGAAAGGUGAAAAGUACAAGAAAAACUAAAAAGAAGUAGCAUCAUUUUAUCCUGCUACGCAUUUGAUGUACAGUCGUCUGUGAUCUGCAAACCUGGAAAGAUGUUACUCCGCAGAUUCAAGACCAUUUUGAAUUUUAAAUUCAUGUAAAUAGCUUUCACCCAGUUCACCAUUUCUAUUGACAUCAUUUUCAUGUCAUCUGCUGCAACUGAUGUUUAGUGCUUACUGUGUGAUGCGGUGGGCGCACCACUCUUUCCAGUAUUAAUUAGUCAUCCUUAAAAAGGAUGAAUUAGUACGAUUACAUAUUCAUUAACCAAAAGAAAGGACGGCUCAAAUGCUUACUGUGAAGCCACUCAAGAGUGAAUUUAAAUGAGAUCAAUUAAGAGGAUGUUUGAGUUACAUCCUAAUGAUUGAAGUGAAUCCAUAAUUUUGAAGCCAUUAAUGUCUGACUCUUGAUAUUGCAGGGCUCGUUGGUAAAAUCUAGGUUGAAGAUUGUCAAUUUAAAAGCACUAUGAAGAUGGACGGAUGUUAGAAGGCCAAUUUGAAUGCCAGACGGACGCAGCUGUGAGUUUUCAGACUUGGCGCAGCCAGUUUAAAAAGCUCAGUGUGACCCUUCUUUUCCUCUAUUUUACUCGGUGGUGGUACAUGGUGUUAUGUUUAUAAAAAGAUUUGAUUAUAAAAGGGUCUGCAGGUGCUGCGAAAGCCACCAAAUACACACCAGGAUGUGGCUGACACAUUCUACACACGGAUAGCUACACACAUAAAGGUCUUCAAGCUCGUAAGCAAGAUAUACGUGUACAUGGGACCAGAAUAGAGGGCAGAGCAGGGGGUGCCAUCUGUUCUCCUGUAUGAAUAUUUCAGUUGGGUUUAAGACAUACUGUAUUCCUGCAGAUGGUAAGUGUGAUUGAAAAUGUCCUGGUAAGCAUUCUCAGAUGAGGUUGCCUAUUUCUGCAUAUCU